AUGUUUAAAAUACAGUCUGGAGUUUUAUUAAUAUGUUUUAUCGGGUCAAAUAGCACUAUAAUCGAUUUUAAUGAAGUUCAAAAAAGUAUUUUACAAUGGAAGAACCAGAAUUUACUCAAUCUCAGUGAGAUUGGAAUUACAACAAAUGGUGGAGGAUUUGACUUCAGUGAUGUAAAAAAUAAGAUAUUGCAAUGGAAAACUCAAAAACUUCAAGCUUUAUGUCCGUCAAACGGCCAGCAACUGCAAAAUUUAUUGAACAUCGUAUGCAGUACGUCGCAACCUACUAACGUCACCCUGAGAGAUGCUUGUAUUAGUUGUUUUUCGCAAGUAACAUCGAUGGCUGAGGGACCUCAAGAAUUGAACGCGUUAAGUGUUUGCGCUGUACAAUAUUUUACUGGCGCAUAUGCGGCAUGUGCCACAGCACUUAUGGCUCUAUCUACAUCUGCAUUAAAUGUGCAACCUUCAGGAUGUUUCAUGGGCUACUGUGACUUUGUUCGAUGUCUUCGAACAGCUAACUCGGUUAAUUUGAUUACACAAUGCACAAGAGAAGCUAGAACGGGUGUGAAUAUAACGAUAGAUGCAGAUAACGUUCGAUUUUAUAGAAAUGUCACUUCCUGUAUAUUAGCAAAAUCGAGAUGUGGUACAUUUAAUCCGAUCACAGGGGAACCACAACUUCCUGGAUACACUUCUUCUGGAACAAGAGUUAGCAACGCUCUUCAGAUUUCAGAAACAGGAGAUCUUAGAGUUUUGGCAUUUUCAGCCAACACUCCUGUCAGUAAUUCUUUCUGCACGGCUUCUACCAAUUUGACGCAGUCGAAUUGGCUCACAAAUGUGUGCUGA
Molecule: messenger RNA, 840 nt
Organism: Spodoptera littoralis (African cotton leafworm)
Lineage: Eukaryota; Metazoa; Arthropoda; Insecta; Lepidoptera; Noctuidae
Source: the annotation of a GenBank genome assembly